AUGAACCAUUUUUAUACCCAUGAUUUUAAUCUUGUUUGUUCUGCCACUGGCGGCAUAGCCAGUCAGUCGUCGCAGUGGGACACGUUUGGAGAUGCCAACAAUGCCAUUGACCUGAACUGGACCAAUCGGUAUCUGGAGGGGUCCUGUAACCACAAGAAAGCAGAGAUCAACCCCUGGUGGCGGGUGGACCUGAGCAAGACCCACAAUGUCACCUAUGUCACCAUUACCAACAGAGGGGACUGCUGCUCCGACAGGAUCAGUGGAGCAGAAAUCCACGUUGGGGACUCCCUGUUCAACAAUGGCAAUAGCAACCCACUGAGUUAUCUUCAUAACACAACUUCUGGCUGGCUACACAACCCACUAUGUGUCAUCCCAGUAACACAACUCUCCCUUAAACAAUCCAAUCAUCUCCAUAACUCAUCAUCAUUAACUAUGAGACUUUAACCAGACUUAAAGGGGUAAUCUGCAAUUGAAACAAUAACAAACUGUUCUUCCAGCCCAGGGAUGGGGCUAGACAAAUGUAAUCACUCUUAAAUUCAUAGACAUAGCUAUGGAUGCAAGGACUGACCAUCCAUGAUAUCAAACUUAUAGUUUGAACCAUGUUAUGAGGCUAUAUAGUUUGUUUACAUUUACUUUAUUUAAGAACAUUGGAUAAAACAAGAUUAUAUUUUGGGUUCUGACGACAGUUGAACUAAGCUCAUGAGGCAUUUCUAAGUUAUAUUCUUCAAGAAUCAAUGUCCAAAAAUAGAUUUAGCAACUGCAGUUUGCCCCUUUAAGCUUUCAGGACACUCAUCCCUGAUCCCUUAUUUUGAGCAAAUACUGUUUGUCCCGCAAUCAUCUUAUAACAUAUAACAAUGCUCAACAUUCCUAUACCUGUAGGUGUGCUGGGAUUCCAUACAUCCCUGCUGGGCAAACCAGGACAUUUCCGUGCGGUGGGAUGUUGGGGCGCUAUGUCAACAUUCUCCUCCCAGGAAAGAGAAGUACCUGACUAUGUGUGAGGUGGAUGUGCACGCAAGCACAUUUCAGGCAGGUAUGAGCUCCAUCAUUCUGAAUGUACACCUUCUCCAGCAGAUGCCUUUUUUUAUUAUUGUUUACGGAUACAAAUGUUUUACUCCACUCCCUUUCUCCCUGUCUCUCUCCUCCUUUUUGCAGCCCUGCCUUCAACUGCCCCCAAGACAGCUGUUACAGCUCCAAACCUAAACCUAGCCUGGCUGUUGGAUCUUCUGAGAUCCCUCAGAAGACCUGCUAUUCUGAAAGGUCAGCUACUCCUACAUCCAAUCAUACAGUACCCUCCAGGCUAAAAUUGGGACCAGAAAUCAGAAAUCCUUAACCAGAAGCUUGGAUUUUACACAAUAUUCCAUACUCACUAAGUAAUUUUUCUAAGCAAACCCCAUCCCUCAUAUUUGAAUGAAGGCAACAUGGCACUGAUGGACAGAGCGACCUAGUUGUCCAAGCUAAGCCGUCUGACCCACGCCGAGAACGCCAUCGAUGGUCGCCUGGACGCAGAGUACCUCUCUGGCUCCUGUGCCCACACCCGGCUCCAGAGCGACCCCUGAUGGAGGGUGGACCUGCUGGCUGUUCACAGAGUCACAUCCAUUACCGUCACUAACAGAGAGGACUGCUGCCCCUGGAGGCUGGACGGGCGGAGUUUCUCAUCGGAAGUUCCCUGAAGAACAACGGCAACAGUAACCCUCAGUGAGUAGGCUGAGCAAAUAUGUUUACAAUAAACUACUGACAACUCAGUUCAACUAAAGGACUAGUACAUGAAAAGCACAAUAUCAAGGGUGUGCAAAGCUGUCAUCAAAGCAAAGGUGGCUACUUUGAAGAAUCUCAAAUAUAAAAUAUAUUUUGAUUUGUUUAACACUUUUUUGGUUACUACAUGAUUCCAUAUGUAUUAUUUCAUAGUUUUGAUGUCUUCACUGUUAUUCUACAAUGUAGAAAAUAUUACAAAUAAAGAAAAACCCUUGAAUGAGUAGGUGUGUCCAAACGUUCGACUGAUACUGUAUAUAUUUGUUUUUUUAACCUAAAGACUGUAAAAACACCAGCAAAUCAGCUCCAAGUGAUUUUAGUUUUGGAAAUCUGUUCCAAAGUAUUCCCACGCAUAAUAGAGAGAUAUGUGACCAUGUUCUAAGUAAGCAUGGUUUGAAAUGAUUAUGUUUUAAUAAAAUAUCUGUUUGUACUUCUUGCGGUCAAUUUGCAGUUUACAAAUUAUUUGUAAUUAUGUUCCGGCCCCCUGACCAUCCGCUCCAGUAAAAAUCGGCCCACAUGUGAAUCUAGUUGAAGAUCCCCGUCUUAGAGACUUACCGAGAAAGACUGACUGCUGUAAUCACUGCCAAAGGUGCUUCUACAAAGUAUUGACUCAGGGGUUUGAAUACUUAAGUAAAUUAGAUAUUUAUGUAUGUCAUUUUGAAUACAUUCGUUGAAAUGUCAAAAAACAUGUUUUCACUUUAUCAUUAUGGGGUAUGGGAUAGAAUAAAUAUUUUUAAUCCAUUUUGAAUUCAGGCUGUAACACAACAUGUGGAAUAUGUCAAGGGGUAUGAAUACUUUCUGAAGGCACUGUAUUUCCCCCUAAUUCUUAUUGUGUGCCCCUCAGAGAAUCUAGCCUCCGGUGGAGUAGCGGUCAAUUCCUCCCAGUACGACAGCCACGGUGCUGCCAGGAAUGCCAUCGACAGGAAGCGUAACCCACUGUACCAUGCUGGCUCCUGCAGCCACACGAAGGCAGAGACUAACCCCUGGUGGAGAGUGGACCUAUUGGACACAUACCAAGUCACCAUCACCAACAGAGGGGACUGCUGUCUCCACAGGAUCAACGGGGCUGAGAUCAACAUUGGAGACUCACUGGAGAACAACGGCACACGACCAAUCCACUGUGAAAAAGAUAAGAUAUGA
Molecule: messenger RNA, 2889 nt
Organism: Coregonus sp. 'balchen'
Lineage: Eukaryota; Metazoa; Chordata; Actinopteri; Salmoniformes; Salmonidae
Source: the annotation of a GenBank genome assembly